Molecule: messenger RNA, 6621 nt
Organism: Daldinia loculata
Lineage: Eukaryota; Fungi; Ascomycota; Sordariomycetes; Xylariales; Hypoxylaceae
Product: ketoacyl-synt-domain-containing protein
Exons: 8
Coding region: 1-6495 (2164 amino acids)
Biological process (GO): secondary metabolite biosynthetic process; fatty acid biosynthetic process
Molecular function (GO): 3-oxoacyl-[acyl-carrier-protein] synthase activity; fatty acid synthase activity; oxidoreductase activity
Source: RefSeq, a predicted model, not a curated record
AUGGAGUCAGAGGAGUUAAUGCCCAUUGCCAUAGUCGGCAUGUCGUGCCGCCUACCUGGCGACGUGUCUUCGCCGGGAGACUUCUGGAAGCUGCUAACCAAGGGACGCAGCGCGUGGUCUAAGAUACCUCGAGAUCGAUUCAACCAGGAGGCUUAUAAUCAUCCCAAUCCAGAGAAGAAGGGUACUAUCAACUCGCAAGGAGGGUAUUUCUUAUCCCAGAACCUUGAGAUGUUCGACCCUGGCUUCUUUGAUAUGACGCGCAAGGAAGCUGAGACAAUGGAUCCCACACAGCGUCUCCUCCUCGAAUGUUCGUACGAGGCCCUCGAGAAUGCUGGCAUUCCUAAGGAGUCUAUCUCGGGUCGGAAAGUUGGUGUCUUCAUUGGCGGCCCCGACAAUGAACAUAGAAUGGGAAAUCUCAGGGAUCUAGAUGAUUCGCCAAUGUUCGAUCCCACCGGUAGCCAAGGGGCAUUCCUUGCUGGGCGAAUAUCAUACUUCUUCAACUUAUGCGGGCCUACAUUUACCGUUGACACGGCUUGCUCAUCCAGCAUGCAUGCGCUGCACAUGGCUGUUCAGAGCAUACGGUUGGGGGAGUCCGAACAAGCUAUAGUCGGGGCUUCUCAUUUGAUCACACAACCCGAUGUCUGGGUAUCCAUGGCAAAAUUAAGAUUGUUUGCGGACUCGGGGAAGACGUACGCGUUUGACCAUCGCGCAAAGUCCGGAUACGCAAGAGGCGAGGGAGCAGGGUGCCUUAUCCUCAAGCCCUUACAUAAAGCUCUAGAGGAUAGAGACUACAUAAGGGCCGUCAUUUCCCAUACGGGAAUUAGCCACAACGGCCGAACCGUCGGCAUUGUAGCACCCAGCUCGGAAGAGCAGGAAUCGUUACUACGUAAUGUUCUCUCACAAGCCAAAAUUGAUCCUAAGGAUGUCGGAUUCUUCGAGGCUCAUGGGACAGGUACCAAGGUCGGGGACCCUAUUGAAGCCAGAGGUAUCUAUAAAGCACUUGGUCAAAGCCUAGAUAGCAGUGAACCGUUAACUAUCGGAUCGGUUAAAUCCAAUAUUGGCCACCUCGAAAACGCUAGUGGUGUUAUAUCCGUCAUGAAGGCCGCGCUCAUGCUAGAAAAGGGGUUUAUCGUACCAAACGCCGACUUUGAGAAGGAAAACCCAGCUAUCCCAUUAUCGGAAUGGAACUUGAAACUCCCACAAAGGCAGCAGCCGUUCCCUCGAAACAAGGAGUAUAUCUGUGUCAACAACUUCGGUUAUAGCGGGUCGAACGGACACGCAAUUCUUAAAGCCUUACCAGCAGAGAAUGAAAUCGAAUUCCUGGAUCCCGAAAAGUUUGAAGGCCAUAUUAAGAUGAAGCGUUUAUUCAUAUUGAGCGCCAAUGACGAGGCGGCCGCGAGAAAAAGUAUGGAACAGCUAGGAAUUUUCCUCGAACAGCAUGCCGAGCUUUAUCAAAGCACCAUGCCUCGGAAUUUGGCAUACACGUUAUGCCAGCGGCGUUCACAACUGCCAUGGCGCAUAGCUCUGGUGGCCGAUAUGUGCAGCAAAUUAGCAAUAGCCCUCAAUAGCCCUGAAGUAAUACCAAAGCGCGCGCCUACCAAGUCGCCAAAACUAGCUUUCGUAUUUACGGGGCAAGGGGCGCAAUGGUUUGCUAUGGGUCGAGAGCUACUGGAGUCUCAUUCUGUAUUCGCGUCCGCUAUUCAACGAGCAGAUAAGCAUCUUCUGUCCGUUGGUGCUGAUUUCUCGCUGAUGGAGGAGCUGACCCGAGAUGAAGAUAAUUCUCGUGUAGGUAUGGCUCAUAUCAGUCAACCGAUUUGCAGUGCCAUCCAGAUCGGACUGGUCGACCUCCUAGCAUCGUGGGGGAUUAAGCCUUCUGCAGUUACGGGCCAUUCAAGCGGAGAGAUUGGCGCCGCAUAUGCAGCCGGGGCUCUAACACUUGAGGCGGCAAUGUCGGCAGCGUAUUAUCGUGGCCAAGCUAUCAUUGCUUUAAAGGAGAACUUUCCAGAUGUGAAAGGCUCAAUGAUGGCGGUGGGUAUGGGAGCAAACGAGCUACAGCCCCUUUUUAAACAGCUACGGCAUCCGCUUCAGGCGGUGGCAGCUUGCGAAAAUUCUCCCGUCUCGACAACUGUCUCGGGCGACACCGAGGCUAUCGAUGAACUUUGUGAUAUUAUGACAAGAAAGCAAAUCUUCAACCGCAAGCUCUUCAUUGAUGUUGCUUACCAUAGUCCGCAUAUGGAAUUGAUAGGCGAGAUAUACCACAAUAUGAUCGCAGACGUUGAGCUGAGUAAAACGAAUGAAGACGUGGAGUUCUUUUCUUCUCUUCGUUCCCGCAAGGUUAACAUGGACGAGCUUGGUCCGCAGUACUGGGUAGAGAACUUGACCAACCCAGUACGCUUUACGACUGCAUUGCGUGUGCUCUGCGAGGAGAGCGAUCCAGAUGUUCUCAUCGAGAUUGGUCCGCAUGCAGCGCUCAAAGGUCCAAUUAUGCAGACUUUAAAGACAAUGCAGCUGUCAGCUUCUAAGACCCCAUCAUAUAUCCCGACUCUUAUACGAGGUCGUGAUGCUACCGAGACGACCCUAGAGCUCGCCGGCCAGCUCUUCGUGCGCGGUUAUGAAGGUAUUGAUUUCUUCAAUAUCAACCAUAACCGCUCCGAGAUCGAGAAGCCUGAUAUUAUCUCCUUCCUCUAUACAUAUCCGUGGUCACACCAGCGCUGCUGGUAUGAGAGCCGAAUCACGCGACAACAUCGACUUAAACCGUUUGCACGGCAUGAUCUGAUUGGGACGCUGGCUGACUGGAGCAGCGACUUAGAGCCAACAUGGCGCAAUUUCAUACGGUUAGAGGAGCUGCCAUGGCUACGUGAGUACCAAAUCCAGGACCGCCCCGUAUUUCCCGUCUCAGCCUUCAUCUCUAUGGUUGUGGAGGCGGCCGGUCAGCGAGCAGCACUCAAGGGUUUCGAGGCAGGUAGUUUCGAUCUGCGUGAUAUAUCCAUCCCAGAACAACUAUUUCUAGCGGAUGAUGAGCCGGUUGAACUCUUACUAGUAUUUAGGCCACAUGGAAUGUCUAAACUCGACUGGGACGAAUUUCGGAUUUCCAGUUUUAACCCAAAACGAGGAUGGCUAGAACAUUGUCAUGGUCUCGUUGAAGCAAAACCUCUGCAAAGCCAUAUUGAAGUGGCUGCUUGUUCCAAUUCGUACUUCAACGUUCAACCGCAAAAGAAUCAGUUGUCAAUACCCGCAACGGGCUUCUAUUUUAACUUGAGUUCCGGAGGUAUCCGCUAUCCGCAUACUUUUUGGAACUUAGUGAAUGUUAAUAUGGACAAGUCCGGGGUUAGCGCUCAAGGUACCCUCCAGGACUCAAAGCUCAUCAUGCCAUUGGCGUACGAAUCCUCGUAUUUGACCCAUCCCGCUACGAUAGAACCCCUUUUUCAGAUAUCGCAAGCCGAGUUGGGAUUCGAUGGAUUCGAUGGAAUGACAAGUCCACAAUUGCCAUCUACCAUCAAACAGGUGCGUAUCGAUAUCAGCGACGAUUGGGAGAGGACCCCUGGAUCCAAGUUCAUCGUUCAGUCGACGAGAAACGGAGAAUCCGGACCACUAUUGGCCGAGCUGUUUGCGCCAGCGGAUAGUGAGUUCCCUUCCGUCUCUAUACUGGGAUUGGAGCUCACUCCGCUCAAGACUGUAAUAUGCAAACCACCCAACCCUAGAGAACUAUGCUACAAGAUCCAAUGGGAGCAGGCUGAGGAACGUCAUGCUAAUGGUGUGAGCCAUGCACACCUUCAGUCCCACGGGGAGCGUGUGACGGUUGUGACAGAGCGUACCCAAGACGAUACACUUGUGGCUUCACUAUGCGAUGUUAUCAAGUUACACUCCGGGAUUAUCCCGAAUAUUUCAAGCCUGCUUCAUGUUAGGGAUUUUAGUGGCUUCUUCGUGGUUCUCUCAGAGCUUGAUCGUCCCGUCCUAGCCUCAGUAAACAAGACCGAAUUCGAGCAAAUCCAAUCCCUUUUAAUACGAGCAGGUGGCAUAUUAUGGGUGACUUGUGGCGCAUCAAAAGUGCCUACGAACCCAAGCACGAAUAUGGCAUUAGGUCUACUUCGUACAGCACGCUCCGAGCUUGGUAAAAUUGCCGUCACCUUAGACCUCGACCCGGACAGCACCCUAGAUAUCGAGGGCCAGGCUGAACUAAUUGAGGAUGCUUUUAGGCGAACCGUUCUUGCAGACAGUCCCGAGGCUGAGGUUGAAUUCGCGGAGCAAGGCGGAGACUUAGUCGUGCCGCGUUUUAUUGUCGAUGACGAUAUGAACUUACGAGUUCACCGCGAGCUAGGAAAUUCCGAGCCGUAUUUACAAGAAUUCCGUCAACCUGGACGUUCGUUACGAGUGGCUACACACACUGGGGAUUCCUUCGACAAUCUACACUUUGAAGACGCCAUAAGCAGCAAGGUUUUGGAUGACGAUCAAGUCGAGGUUGAGAUUAAAGCCAGCGGACUUAGCCAGGAUGAUGUUAUCGUGCACGCUGGCAUAAAUGGGUCUGCAAGGCCUGAAAGAUCAUGCAGCGGCGUCGUCGUUCGUGCUGGGCGCAAUGUUAUCGACAUUAGUGUUGGAGAUUUGGUCUGUGUCCUGAGCAAUGACCGGAUGGGUACGCACACCCGCGUUGCAGCAAGUAGUGUCGUUAGGAUUCCUCAGGGCAUAAGCUUUGAGGACGCAGCAAUAAUCCCAUCUACAUUUGGUGCGGCCUUUUACGGACUCUCUCAAGUCGCACGCGUUCGAAAAUCAGACCGCGUGCUUAUCCAAAUAAGCAGCUCUGAGGGGCUUGCUGCAAUACAAGUUGCGCAUUACCUUGGUGCCGAUGUGUUUGUUGCGGUCCAUGGUAGUGAACGAAGAGAUUUUGUUGCAAAAUCUUUUGGUAUCAGGCCGGAGAACAUUUUCGAUACAACAAGCCUCUAUUUCGAUCGUGAAGUACGAGAUGCUUCCAGUGGGAUUGGUAUGGAUGUCGUCUUCACUAGUUCGUCCACUUUCCCAGCUGUGACUCAGAAUCUGAGCAGGGUAUGGGAAAAUACUGCACAGUUCGGACGUAUUAUCCAUAUGCAGGGGACACUUCAUGCUCGUAUUGGCAGUUGGAAUACCAGAGUUGACCUCGCUGAGAACGUGAGCUUCACGUCAAUCAAUCUAGUGGAACUAACAGUUACACGCCCGCGUCUCAUGAGAGACAUCCUUAGAGACGUGCUAGAUUGCUUCUCCAGAGGUAUCUUCAAGCCACUAAAGAAAAUGGUUACAUUGCGAAUCACAGAGUUGAGUCGGGGCUUGCGAAUGAUUCAACAAGGCACCUUACAUCCUAUUGUCAUUUCUGCUCGGAAUAGUGAGAAGGUAAUGGCAAUGCACUAUGCUUCAAGGCGUUUCUUGAAUCCCGAUGGGACUCACGUCAUAGUUGGCGGUACUGGUGGUUUAGGGCGAAGUACAGCUAGAUGGAUGGUAGAACACGGUGCUCGAAACAUCGUAUUGCUAUCGAGAAGUGGAGGGAAUGUUGGUGAACUGCGACAACUUAUUGAUGAUACUCAAGACAAGGCCAGUAUCGUCGUGAAGACAUGUGACAUUGCUAGCGAGGACGAUGUUUACCAGAUUGUAAAGGAAUGCACUGAGACACUCCCGCCGAUAUGCGGUGUGAUCCAUGCUGCUAUGAUGCUCCACGACGGGUUGAUCGAAGGCAUGACCCACGACUCGUACGUGUCGGCGAUUCGUGCCAAAGUUAAGGGGACUUGGAAUAUCCACAACGCACUCGAGUCUAUUAACGCACGUUUGGACUAUUUUGUCCUCUUGUCAAGUGCUGCAGGCAUUGUCGGUAGCCGUGGUCAAGCCGCAUAUGCUGCUGCCAACACAUUUCUGGAUGGGUUUGCCUCAUGCAGGGUAGCACAAGGCCUGCCAGGAGUAUCCCUUGACCUUACAGCUGUGACGGGCGCUGGCUACAUUUCCCAAAACUCGGCGCGAGAGGAAGAGAUUACCAAGAACUUUGGUGGACAGUCCAUUUCCGAAGCUGAAGUAUUAGGGCUUCUGGCGGUCGCUACAUCCAGUAAAUGCGGCGCGCAGUGCCUGACGGGCUUGAAGCUUGUUCCAAGUAAUACAAAUGCUCUACCUUACUAUGCAGACGACCCACGAUUCGCACACCUUAAAGCGGCAGCAGUAGCGGAGAUACGAGCUGCGGGUAGCGAUUCUGGACAGGUCAUCUCGUACAGGAACGUAUUCCGCGCUGCAGCCAACAAUGAGGAGGCCCGCCAAAUUGCCGUACAGGGGGUGCUGCAGAAACUAUCCGAGGUACUGUCCGUGGCACACGACGAUGUGGAUGCUCUGCGGAGUAUGGCAUCGUAUGGUCUAGAUUCUCUGACUGCUAUUGAAGUGCGCAAUUGGAUUACCAGGGAACUUGGCGCAACCCUGGAGAUUCUAGAGUUGCUGACGAGUGCAAACGUGACGGAAUUGGCGAACCUGAUUGUUUCGCGGACUAGAACAUAAAGACAUGUUUUUGCUGGAUACGUGGCAUUAGUCUACCAUGGUAUGGUAGAAUAAAUCAAGUUUAAGUAUAAUGAAAGAAUCUAUUCAAAUAUAAUAGCGAGAGACAAAUUUGUGGACUGCGACUAA